AUGGUCCCCACGACUUGGCUGGCGGCCGUCUCUCUGGCCGGUGCCGCUGCAGCACAGUAUUUCCCUCCAACACCUGAAGGGUUGACAGUGGUGGACUCAAAGCAUGAGAAGGGAGUAAAGAUUUCAUACAAGCAGCCGGGGAUCUGCGAAACCACACCAGGAGUCAGAUCGUACUCGGGCUAUGUUCACUUGCCCCCAGGAACCCUGGAUGACGUGGGUGUAUCCCAAAAGUAUCCUAUCAACACCUUCUUCUGGUUCUUUGAAGCACGACAUGGUCCGAAGAACGCCCCCCUCUCCAUCUGGAUGAACGGUGGGCCCGGCAGUUCGUCCAUGAUCGGUCUCAUGCAGGAGAACGGCCCGUGCAUUGUGAAUGCUGACAGUAACUCGACCGAGCUGAAUCCCUGGUCAUGGAACAACUACGUCAACAUGCUAUACAUCGAUCAGCCCAAUCAGGUCGGCUUUAGCUACGACGUAGCUACCAAUGGUACCUUCGACCAGAUCGCCUCGGCAUGGAAUGUUUCCAAAUGGCAGCACGGCGUGCCAGAACAGAACAAUACCUUUUAUGUCGGCACGACUACCAGUGGAAAACCAUCUGCUGCCGCAAACGGUACAGAAAAUGCCGCGCGCUCAUUGUGGCACUUUGCGCAGACUUGGUUCACCGAGUUCCCCGAAUACAAGCCCAAUGAUGAUCGCGUGAGCAUCUGGACAGAGUCGUAUGGUGGCCGCUACGGACCAUCUUUCACUGCGUUCUUCCAAGAACAGAACGAAAAAAUCAAAAAUAAAACGCUCACUACUGCGGGCGAGUCGCACUACAUCCACCUCGACACACUGGGCAUCAUCAACGGCUGCGUUGAUCUCCUCGUCCAAGCCCCCUCAUACCCCAUUAUGGCCUACAACAACACCUACGAUCUGCAAACUAUCAACAAAACCGUCUACACGGAAGCCAUGCACGCUUGGAGUCGACCAGGAGGCUGCAAAGACCAAAUCAAGCAUUGCCGAGUCCUAGCCGCCGAAGGCGACCCCCAGAUGCACGGUAACAACGAGACUGUCAACAAAGUUUGCAAAAAGGCUGGGGAUUUCUGCAGUAAUAAUGUUGAGGGUGCCUAUGUUAACUACGCAGACCGAGGCUACUACGACAUUACUCACAAGAACCCGGAUCCCUUCCCAUCAAACUACUUCCUGGGUUUCCUGAACCAGCACUGGGUACAGGGCGCGCUGGGCGUACCCAUCAACUUCACCGAGUCUAUCGACAGUGUCUACCAGGGCUUCCAGUCUACGGGUGACUAUGCCCGCGCGGAUGUCCACGGAUACCUGGACGAUAUAGCCUACGUGCUAGACUCGGGCAUCAAAGUGGCCCUCGUCUACGGAGACCGCGACUACGCCUGCGACUGGAUUGGUGGCGAAGACGUCAGUCUGAGUAUCCAGCAUGCAGAGGCCGAUGCCUUCCGGGCAGCUGGGUAUGCACCCCUGCGCACGAAUUCGAGCUACGUGGGUGGUCAGGUGCGGCAGCAUGGCAACUUCUCGUUCACGCGGGUGUACGAGGCAGGCCAUGAAGUACCGGCUUAUCAACCGCAGACGGCGUAUGAGAUUUUCCACCGAGCUUUGUUCAAUCGUGAUCUGGCGACCGGUAAGGUUGAUACUGCAAAGAAUAGGUCGUAUUCUACCAAGGGUCCAGCUUCGACGUGGCAGUUUAAGAACCAGGUGCCUGAGAGUCCUGCGCCGGAGUGUUAUAUUUUGGCGUUGGAGGCGACGUGUACGGAGGAUCAGAUAGCCAGUGUGGUGAAUGGGACGGCUGUGAUUAAGGAUUAUGUCCUCGUGGAGGGUUGA
This is a messenger RNA of Penicillium cataractarum, 1827 nucleotides long. It is a transcript of the gene cp1, whose product is annotated as putative carboxypeptidase S1. Bases 1 to 1827 code for a protein of 608 amino acids. Gene Ontology annotation, molecular function: serine-type carboxypeptidase activity. The record is from RefSeq and is a predicted model, not a curated record. Gene Ontology annotation, biological process: proteolysis. Gene Ontology annotation, cellular component: fungal-type vacuole. NCBI's taxonomy places the organism in Eukaryota, Fungi, Ascomycota, Eurotiomycetes, Eurotiales, Aspergillaceae. The transcript has 2 exons.